Molecule: messenger RNA, 2197 nt
Organism: Camelina sativa (false flax)
Lineage: Eukaryota; Viridiplantae; Streptophyta; Magnoliopsida; Brassicales; Brassicaceae
Product: monocopper oxidase-like protein SKU5
Cellular component (GO): plasma membrane
Molecular function (GO): copper ion binding; oxidoreductase activity
Source: RefSeq, a predicted model, not a curated record
UCACAUUCAGACUUGGUUUAAAGCUUUCCCAAAUCUCUGCACAUGGUUUUCUCCAGUUUCACACACUGCUCGACUCAGAGAGAGAGUGAGUGAUCCAAUGCGGUGCUCUCCACUGCACUUAUGGUGCAUAUCAGUGGUCGUUUUCUUGUCGGUUACCAGAACCCUAGCCGCCGAUCCUUACGUCUUCUUCGAUUGGACUGUCUCUUACCUCACUGCUUCUCCUCUCGGCACUCGUCAACAGGUAAUUGGGAUAAAUGGGCAGUUCCCUGGACCAAUUCUAAACGUGACUACGAAUUGGAACGUUGUUAUGAAUGUGAAGAAUAAUCUUGACGAGCCACUGCUUCUUACAUGGAAUGGAAUACAACAAAGGAAAAACUCAUGGCAAGAUGGUGUUUUAGGAACUAAUUGUCCAAUUCCUGCUGGUUGGAAUUGGACUUAUGAGUUUCAAGUUAAAGAUCAGAUUGGGAGUUUCUUUUAUUUCCCUUCUACAAAUUUUCAGAGAGCUUCUGGUGGGUAUGGACGGAUUAUUGUCAAUAAUCGAGAUAUCAUUCCGGUUCCUUUUGCUCGUCCUGAUGGUGAUGUUACUCUCUUUAUCAGUGAUUGGUAUACUAAGAGCCAUAAGAAGCUGAGGAAGGAUGUUGAGGGUAAGAAUGGUCUUGGACCUCCAGAUGGUAUUGUCAUCAAUGGAUUUGGACCUUUUCCUUACACUCGAGAGCUUGCUAAGAAUGCGAUUCCUUUUGGGAUUAUAAACGUUGAACCAGGAAAAACAUACCGUUUCCGUGUUCACAACUCUGGGAUUGCAACCAGCUUGAAUUUUAGAAUACAGAAUCAUAACUUACUUCUUGUUGAGACAGAAGGGUCAUACACAGUUCAGCAGAAUUAUACAAACAUGGACAUUCAUGUGGGUCAAUCUUUCUCAUUUUUGGUCACUAUGGAUCAAUCUGGUAGUAAUGACUACUACAUUGUUGCCAGCCCAAGGUUUGUUACAUCCGUCAAAGCUAGUGGAGUCGCUAUUUUGCGCUACUCUAGUUCUCAAGGACCCGCUUUAGGUCCACUCCCUGAUCCUCCUGUUGAGUUGGACACAUUUUUCUCAAUGAACCAAGCUCGAUCCAUAAGGUUGAAUCUCUCGGCUGGGGCUGCCCGCCCAAACCCUCAGGGAUCUUUCAAAUAUGGCCAGAUCACAGUAACUGAUGUGUAUGUGAUUGUCAACCGACCACCAGAGAUGAUAGAAGGACGUUUGCGUGCCACUCUUAAUGGUAUAUCGUAUAUACCUCCUUCAACACCCCUAAAGCUUGCUCAGCAAUACAACAUCUCAGGGGUAUACAAGUUGGAUUUCCCAAAAAGACCAAUGAAUAGGCAUCCCAGGGUUGAUACCUCUGUCAUAAACGGCACGUUCAAGGGAUUCGUGGAAAUCAUAUUUCAGAAUAGUGACACCACUGUUAAGAGCUACCACUUGGAUGGUUAUGCAUUUUUUGUUGUUGGGAUGGACUUUGGUCUGUGGACAGAAAAUAGCAGAAGCACAUACAACAAGGGGGACGCGGUUGCUCGAUCUACUACGCAGGUGUAUCCUGGUGCAUGGACGGCCAUCUUGGUUUCUUUGGACAAUGCUGGCAUGUGGAACCUUCGAAUAGACAAUCUCGCCUCAUGGUAUCUGGGCCAAGAAGUAUACUUGAGUGUGGUUAAUCCAGAGAUUGACAUGGACUCAUCUGAGAAUUCCGUUCCUGGAAACUCCAUAUAUUGUGGUCGGCUCUCACCAUUACAAAAAGAUCAAGCACAAAGGGUAAAGUUUUCGGGAUCACCACGAUCCAUCUUUGUGACAAGCAGAGCGUUUCUCCUCGCUCUUUUUGCAAUCUUAGUCAGUAGUUUAGCAAGAUGACGAUUCUUAGCUUCUCUGGCCUGAUAGCAAACCUGCAACUGCAACGCCACUCCCGUCAUUUUAGAAGUUCGUAGCGUUGGUGUAACAGUAGAAGCUUGAAGAUCACAGAUGCUAUGUUUCUUGUUUAUGCGUAGAGUUUAUUCAGCCAAUCAAUAUAAUGUUAUGCCGUAAGGCUUGCAUUAAAAUAGAAAAUUAUUAUUAGAUGAACUUAGUGAGAACACUACAUCAUGUUUGUAAUACUAAGAAGAUUCUUGAUAAUACCGCAAAGUAUUCCGAUAAGGACAUCUCUGGAGAAAUGAGAAUGGUGAUGCUAAGACCUGA